This is a messenger RNA of Bombyx mandarina (wild silkworm), 1338 nucleotides long. RefSeq names its product cysteine and histidine rich domain containing protein (gene mora). Lineage: Eukaryota; Metazoa; Arthropoda; Insecta; Lepidoptera; Bombycidae. The record is from RefSeq and is a predicted model, not a curated record.
AUUUUAUCCCGGAAUUAAAAACAGAACUUAUUUGAACAUACGUACAUACAUGAUACAUAUUUAUUUUCUAAUUUAAGACCGAUCAUAUUGUAUGAACAGUGUAUUACCCCGUAUUUGAGUAUUUGCAAAAGGGGUAAUUUUUUCUACGUUCGUAAAAUAUCUAUUGAAUAACGAAUAUGCCUGAAGAUAAACACCUAGUGCAAUGUUAUAAUCGCGGUUGUGGCCAAGCUUUUGACCCAAAUGACAAUGAAAAAGAUGAAUGUCGCCACCAUCCAGGACAUCCAGUAUUCCACGAUGCUUACAAGGGCUGGUCAUGUUGUAAUAAGAAAAGUGUUGAUUUCACGGAGUUUUUGAACAUAAAAGGGUGUACCUUAUCCAAACAUAGCAAUGUGAAACCUGUUGAACCUGUUAAAAAGGGGCUUGACAAGGAAUUGGAAAAAAAGGAUAUCAUUGAAGUAAGAGCUCCAGUUGCUGGUCCACAGUUACAAAGACCACCCUUUGAAACACCUCUGGUGCUCUUAGAAACACACAUAGCUGAAUCAUUGAAACAAUCUCAGCCAAAUACAGAGCAAAAAACUCCAGUCUCUGAAGAUGGAAAUGUAGCUAUUGGAACAAGUUGUAAAAAUGGUGGUUGUAACACAGCAUUUGAAGGUCCUCAAACAAAUGAGUCUUUGUGCACAUAUCACCCUGGGUGCCCUAUUUUUCAUGAAGGUCUAAAAUUUUGGUCUUGCUGCCAAAAAAGAACCACAGAUUUCAAUACCUUUUUAAAUCAACCAGGCUGUACUACUGGAGCUCAUAAAUGGGUUAAAGAGAGUUCAAAUGCUGGUACAGUGCAGUGUCGUUGGGAUUGGCAUCAGACACCAGAACACGUGAUUGUUAGUGUUUAUGCUAAGAAAUAUGACCCAGUCUUGAGCUAUGUGAAGGUAAACCCUAUACGGCUAAACAUAAAAUUGAUAUUUAGAGAGCAAGGAGAUGCAGCCUUUGAAUUGGAUCUUGAACUAAGAGGGGUUAUCAAUAUCGAAAGAAGUUCUGCUUCUAUGUUGGGUACUAAAGUGGAGAUAAAAUUGAAAAAGGGCGAACCUGGCUCAUGGUCCAAGCUUGAUUUUCCCAGGACUGAACCAAAAAAGGUAGAAGAAAAGUCAACUGUCCAGGUCAAUACGAUGGAAGACGAUUCAGUCGACCUCAGUUCAGUGGAAACGAUUACGUUGAAUAAGGUUAACAUUGCCUAGUAUUGGUUUUUCUCUCGAAAUGUAAUUUUGUGACAUCUUGCUAAUGAAUGCUUUAGAUAUAUUAACAUAUUAUUAUUUAAGUCAAUGUGAAUAAACAUAUUUUUACUUA